GCUCGCUGAGGCGCUGUAGGACGACCGGAUAACGGGACCGAGAAGGGGGACAGGAGCAAAACGCCUCAGUCUGACAGACCUAGACGGGGUGCUAUUGUAUAACUCUGGCCUUCGGUCUUUUUAACUCAAGGCUUCCAGGAGGAGCGGCUGCUUUCUGUCUAUUUCUCCCCUAUUUUCUUCCCCUCUCCCCGCGGAGGUAGAGCCGGAGCAGCAGCGGGGCUCGGUGUUGCAUCGGCCGCUGGCGGAGGACCUGCACAUGUCGGCGCGGUGAGGGAGCGUUUGUUUCCCCGCCCUGAUACAGGAGGAGGAGGUUGUGUGGAAGAGGUUUAAACCGCAACAUUAUCCACCUCUGUGAGACAAAACAAAUAAAAACACACAGCAGGUGCGGCCGCUGUAACGGUCGAAAGAGGAUCCGUUGAAACGAGCGAGAAGGACAACAGUGAUGCGGCAGCCGAGGUGGGCCCAGAUUGAUGAUUUUAUGAUAUCAUCAUCCACCGCCAGGACCGAUCACUGAUUGUAUUGAUAAGGAGCAUCAUCGAGGAGAUUCAGCUAUAAACUGACCCGGGGUCCGUUUGUUUGUUUUUGAUCUGGAUAAACAGGCAAGGUGCUUGAUACAGUGAUUUCUCAACAACAGGAGCUCAGUUAAAGAAAUACAUAUCCGAAUUUAGGCCCAUGACUUAGUCUGUGUGUGACGCCAAUACAGCAGCAGAGAGGCGUGUGUGAGGGGAGGCGCGCCUGUCUGAGCAUCAUCUGGUAGCUGCACGGGCUACUCCUCCACGGGGAUGAUACACAAGCGAUUUUACAUCUGUGUGUGAAAAACCGAAGAAUCAGGGAUGAUGCUGCUGCCGUUUCCAGUGCGGCUCUGAUAGACAGCGAGGCGCGCAGCACGGGACUGGACAUCCAGACAAUCUCUCUCCUCACCUCUCCUCCGCCUCUGCACCUUCUCCCCCUGUAUCUCUCCCCCCCUCUCCUCCUCCUUCCUUGAGCUUUUAUCAUUCUGAUCAAUUGAUUAUCCAUCUGUGAUUCAGAUAGCCAUCCACUCCUCACUUCUUUCACCCUUUCUCAAGCGUCCCCCUUUACGCACACACACCAAGGCGCACAGGCCGCCGUCUACAGCCAUCAUGGAGACAACCAAGCUGCCUCCUUCCAGCCCGUCCUCGCCGACCACCAGCUUCUCGGUGCCGUCCGCGGAGAAGGUGGAUGGUUUCCCGCGGAGGUCGAUGCGCAGAGCCCGGCAGAGGAGGUCCCACAGCUCCUCCCAGUUCCGGUACCAGAGCUCCCAGGUGGAGCUCACCCCGCUGCCCCUGCUCAAAGACGCCCCGGUGGCAGAGUUACAUGACCUGUUCUGUAAGAAGCUGCAGCAGUGCUGCGUGCUGUUUGAUUUCCUGGACUGCGUGGCCGACCUGAAGGGGAAGGAGAUCAAACGGGCAGCGCUCAACGAGCUGGUGGAGAGCGUGGCCACGAGCAGAGGAGUUCUCAUAGAGCCUCUGUACCCCGAGGCCAUAAAGAUGAUCUCAGUAAAUAUCUUCCGGACCCUCCCGCCCAGCGAGAACCCAGAGUUUGACCCUGAGGAAGAUGAACCAACACUCGAAGCCUCCUGGCCGCAUCUGCAGCUGGUGUACGAGUUCUUUCUGCGUUUCCUGGAGAGCCCGGACUUCCAGCCCUCCAUGGCCAAGCGCUACGUCGACCAGAAGUUUGUCCUGCAGCUGCUGGAGCUGUUUGACAGCGAGGACCCCAGGGAGAGGGAGUACCUAAAGACCAUCCUGCACCGUGUCUAUGGAAAAUUACUGGGACUCCGAGCGUACAUCCGCAAACAGAUCAACAACAUCUUCCUCAGGUUCAUAUAUGAAACUGAGCACUUCAACGGAGUCGCGGAGCUUCUGGAAAUCCUCGGCAGCAUCAUAAACGGCUUCGCCUUGCCCCUGAAGGCCGAACACAAGCAGUUCCUGGUCCGGGUUCUCAUCCCGCUACACACGGCAAAGUCCCUUUCCAUCUUCCACGCACAGCUGGCCUACUGUGUGGUGCAGUUUAUGGAGAAAGAUGCUACAGUGACUGAAUACAUCAUCAGAGGGCUGCUCAAGUACUGGCCAAAAACGUGCACGCAGAAAGAGGUGAUGUUCCUGGGGGAGAUUGAGGAGAUCCUGGAUGUAAUCGAGCCCUCUCAGUUCAUCCGGGUCCAGGAGCCGCUCUUCAGGCAGAUCGCCGCCUGCAUCUCCAGCCCUCACUUCCAGGUAGCGGAGCGGGCUCUUUACUUCUGGAACAACGAGUACAUCCUCAGUCUGAUCGAGGAGAACUGUCAAGUCAUCCUGCCGCUGGUGUUCGCCACGCUGUACAGAGUCUCCAAGGAGCACUGGAACCAGACCAUCGUGUCUCUGAUCUACAACGUGCUGAAGACCUUCAUGGAGAUGAACAGCAAGUUGUUUGAUGACCUCACUGCCUCCUACAAAGUGGAGAAACAGAAAGAGAUGAAGAGGGAGCGGGAGCGGGCCGAUCUCUGGCGGGGUCUGGAGGAGCACCAGGACCGCCGGAUGCAGAUGCUCUCCGAGGCCGCCAGGAACCAGCGCAACCUCCAGGAGCGAGGCGAGAGAGGGGACCCGCCGAGCCCCUCGUCCCCGCAGACGGCUCACUCCGACCAGCCCGAGCCCAAGCCCAGCGGGGCCUCCUCUUCCUCUGGAGCCGGGGAGAGCGCCACCUAGGUGCUGCUCCACGGAGAAUGGAUAGCACGGGGUUAGGGGACAGGGAGACAACACAAGGUUGAUGGUGAAAAGUGUUGGGAGAGAAAAGGUACAAAACAAAUCCACAGCUCUUUUUAUCUUGUAUCAUGGAGGGCGUGGCUUUUUGUGAAAAAGCGCACAAGCUCAGUGAUCCGAGGUAAAGGCUGCACCUUUCUUUUCUGACAGAGUUGUGUGAAAGUGGUUCACUUUUUGCUGUGCACACAUCAUGUCGCAGAUCAGAAGAUGAAUAUUGCCCAAAAGUGCAGACUGUCAUUUUAAUCAGCGGCUGGUUCCUAACUGCAGGUCAGUAUCCAAACAUUGGUAGCUGGCCUGCUUAAAAUCAGCCUCAAAAUAAGAGAUGAAAUUUCUCUUUUGGUGCAACACUUACCAAGUUUAACGUGUCUAACUUGUCUUGAUAUUUAACCAACCGAGUCUGUACUGUGGCCGCGUAUUUAUCUUUUGCUCAGAGAUGCUUAUUUCAUGCGUGGACAGCACAAUACAUCAAUAAAACAAAGGAAGCAAUUUCACACAAAUGUCCCGAAACUGUUGCUGCACAGACCAGAAACUCACAGAAACACACACAUAGUCGCAGGUACAUAUUUACUGUAAAUAUGAGUAGACAGAGCAGAGAGAAAAUGUAUCAAACAAAAAACAUGCAUUAAAUUAUUUCAUCCAGUUUUUGUUCCACACACCCCCAAAACACACACACACACACACCCCCAAACACACACACACACACACACACACACACACACACACACACACACACACACACACACACACACACACACACACACAGCUGGUUCUGCCGGGUUGGUCGGGCCUAAAGUCUCUGAUGAAGAUGAUGAUGAUAUAAAGUACAAUACUGUUCCUUCUUCUUACUUGUUACUCUACUACUACUACUCUACUCUACUCUAAGUACUACUGAUGAUGAUGAUGAUGAUGAUAAUGUUUUUAUAUAUAUACAUAUGUCUCUGGAUAUUUCUGUAGUGUAUUAUGGGAGAAACACUAGUGUAGCAGAUACCAUAGAGGGGAAGGCCGGCUGGAAUUCUGGGUUCACACGUUAGCUGUACGCGGCCAUCAUGGUGAGUGCUGGAAUUCAGCCGAGUUCCCCUUUAACAGACCUUAAAGAGUAGGGGGAUGAACUGGACUGGUGGUGGCUGUUUUUCUUUUACUUUGAAAAUCGGGAUGUUUGUGGUGCGGCGGGCUUAAUUUAAAAGGGGUAUCUCGUAACAAAUCCAAAAACAUUCCAUAUUUAGAGAUAAUUUUGCAUUAGGCUGCCGAGUGGAGCUUUCUUGUAAACAAAGUUGUUUUUAAAUCUAGUGUUGCUCAACAAAACACAUAUACAAAUUGUGAUGACCUCCUCAUAAAACACUUGAUUUUUAGAUAUUUUAACUCUUUAAUUGUUUACAUCCAUGUUUACCUGCUAGCAUUUUUCUUCUUCCCUUAUUUAGCAGCACACUGCUAAAUUUCUUUGCACAUUUUCGCACACAAACAAUGGAAUAGCAUGAAACUGGUAGCAUGAUGGGAAUCACAUUGCCCCUUGUGCGCAAUAGAAACAUAACAGGCCCGCUUAAUAAAAACAACAAAACUCCACAGGGGAAUUUUUAUUUUAAAUUUGCAGCACACAAUUGUCUUUUUUUGUUUACAAUGUACUAAUUUGCUUCCAUACUUAUCGCAAAGUUGAAGUUUUUAACCAACCAAUUUCUAACCAAAAAUGUAUCCAUGCAAAAUAGCAAACCCGACCCCACACAGAGGUUACCGGGGUACAAAUGAAGCGCACCACAAGUGUUUCAGACUAAAAAGAAAAACACACAUCCAGUUUGAUGUCGGAGCCGGAGCGUCUGUUCCUUUAGGCAGAGACCUGACGCUGCUAGGUGGCGACUUGGUGUGAACCGAGAAGAAUCAGUUUAUUCUUGUCUGAUCAUGAUGAAAAAGUGACGUGGUGAAUAGAAAGGGGAAAAAAACUGAAAAAAAAAUAUUUUAGCAAUAUUUUCAUUCUUUCAGGAUAAUCUGUGUUUUUUAGGGGGUUAAACAGGAAGUGGGUGUCACUCUCAAAUGUUUACCCCCCACUCUUGUUUUUACUCCUGUUGCGUCCUUGAUAUUCACAUUGUCUUAAAGGUACUUUCUGUGUACAUUUAUUUAAAGAAUCUUUGCUUUGUAAUUACGUUGUUUUUUUCUCUUUGUUUUUGUAUGAUCUUGUUCAUUUUUGUGGAAUUCUGAUACUGAUGCUAUUUAUUUUCAAUUUGAUCAGGAAAUGUAACCAUUUUGAAGAUGAUGGUCAGGUUGUGUGUGUGUGUGAGUGAGUGUGUGUGUGUGUGUGUGUGUGUGUGUGUGUGUGUGUGUCCGGUGAGUGAAUCAGUGAGCAGGAGACGAGCGUAGACAGAGCGAUCGAGAACGAGAGAAAAACUGUUCUCUCUUUUUCUCUCUCUCUCCUUCUCUCCUUCCUGAGGGACAGGGUUUGAAUCUGAAUGUAUCGUGAAACAAAUCGAUUGAUUGUUUUUUUGACGCUUGAGACGCAGAGCUACCUGUCGGCUGCUUCGUAACCAAACAUUCAAAAACCCUUCGAACCAGCAGUUUUUUUUUUUUAACUCACAUCCAAUCAUGCCUGAGUCAACAAGGUUUUGAAAUCCACUUGGCAAGUUUUAUUGAGCUGUGCACGACUGAUUUAGCAUUUAAAGCAAUUUUCCUGGUUUUUUCUGAACACUUUAAGUCUGAGUUUGGCCAACUGUGUUCCUUUCAGGCUGCAAUCACCUAUUCUUCCAUUGCUUUGUUGAAAAAAAAUAUAUAUUAUUGCUUUCAAAUGUUAAAACUGCUGCUUUGGAUAUCAUUUCAAGUCUAACACAUUUGGCAGCCAUAUUUUCAAAUGUGUGCAUGAAAGUUAAUUUGGUGAACUUGGAUUCAGUAAUUUGACACUAAAUCAUCAAUUCAUUAUCAUUAAUUCACAUGUACUAUUUGUUCCCAACCAUCUGGCUUGUGACCCAUUCACACAAACAAAACUCCUCGGCCUGUUUGUGGACAGAGAUCAACCAAAGAGUGUUUUUUUUGUUCAUGUUUUUUUCAGAAGCCUUGAGAGGUCUCCCUUAUUACAAUUCAUAAGUCUUGGGCAAAAUACAAAUCAAGUGUUUGUUCCAAUUGAGUGCUCAACUUCAACAUUUCAAAUUAGCUUUAAUUUAAGGAACAUCCCAAAAUUAAACGAUUUAUUGAAGGACCCAAAACUUAGGAACCGUUGACAUAAGCCUAUUUCUGUCCUGUCUCUGCACAUGACUUGUUCCAUGGCUUUCAGAACAUGCAUUAGGUGAAACAGCAGCCUGCACCUGCAAACAUCACCAAGGCCCCCUUUUGUAGGAUUUCAAACGUUGUUUUGAUUCAGGCAAAAAACACAACUGAAAAGAGACAAAACUUGACCUCACUGUCAUAAAACUCAGCUUACUUUAUGAUUUUAGUUUUGGCUAGCUUCCUCACAAACCCUCUUGAUUGUUAUUGUCAGUCGGUCAGCUGACACGGGGAAAACGGAACCCCACGCUCCCGCUCUUCUACAAUCCUCACUCAUAUCAAACAACAGUCAUAUUCCUACUGUACUUCUAGAAACCUGCCGUAAAUUCUAGAACCGCUCCAGAAAUGGAAAGUAUGAGAAGAGAGCUCGGGUAUCGCCGCACAGACAUCGGACGCUGGUUUCAUUCUCUGUCACAUAUCCCCUCUGAGGCCAAAUUGAAACAAAAGUUUUAAAUCAAAGGGGAGGUGUGAACGGAUUCAAUUAAAGCAGCUGAUAUACUGUAGAUUAAAAAAAAAAAACAGGAGGAGAAAGACAGAGGAGAGAAAAGACGUAGAGUUAGACACGAUAGAAUGGCAAUAAGUCAGAGCAACAGUAACAGAAUGAGAAUAUAAUGUUACCGAAACCUACAACUGCAUUACGUAGCAACUUCACUGAAUUUCUAGAUUUGCACUGUCUGCCCAAUGGUCUGUGUUUGUUGUGUUGAAGAAAAACCUUAGAGAAGAUGAUUAAGACGAUGCAGAAGAAGAUGUAUAUUUUGGGGACCAACAAAGCGGUGGGGGGGUUGAAUGUAGAGAGGCUUACUACUGUACGUAACAUUACAGGGGGGUGUAGAAUGGAGAAAAAAAACUGUGCUAAAAAUGAAACUUCACUUUGAGAAAACACA
Molecule: messenger RNA, 6874 nt
Organism: Gymnodraco acuticeps
Lineage: Eukaryota; Metazoa; Chordata; Actinopteri; Perciformes; Bathydraconidae
Gene: ppp2r5b
Product: protein phosphatase 2, regulatory subunit B', beta
Biological process (GO): signal transduction; protein dephosphorylation
Cellular component (GO): nucleus; cytosol; protein phosphatase type 2A complex
Molecular function (GO): protein phosphatase activator activity
Source: RefSeq, a predicted model, not a curated record